AUGGUCGACAUGGGGGGCCUGGACAACCUGAUCGCCAACACGGCCUACCUGCAGGCGCGGAAGUCCUUGGAUGCCGACAGCAAGGAGCUGCAGCGCCGACGCCGAACCCUGAUGCUGCCCGGGCCGCAGGGCUGCGAGCAGCUCCGCCAGGCCCCGCCCAACGACUUCCACAGCCUGUGAGAGCAGCAGCCCAUCGGCCGCCGCCUCUUCCGGGGCUUCGUAGCCACGGUGCCCGCGUACCAGGAGGCCGUGGGCUUCCUGGAGGAGGUGCAGAUCUGGGAGCUGGCUGAAGAGGGUCCCGCCAAGGGCAGCACGCUGCAGGGGCUGGUGGCCACUUGUGCGGCCUCCCCGGGGCACCCACACCCCUUCCUCAGCCCAGCUCUGGUCACCAAGUGCCAAGCAGCCACCACGGAGGAAGGGCGAGCAUCCCUGGUGGAGCUGGCCAAGGCUGAGGCCAUGGCCUUCUUGCAGGACCAGCCCUUCCUAGAGUUCCUGGCCAGCCCCUUCUAUGACAAGUUUCUGCAGUGGAAAGUCUUUGAGAUGCAACCCGUGUCAGACAAGUACUUCAAAGAGUUCCGGGUGCUGGGGAAAGGUGGUUUUGGGCAGGUCUGUGCUGUCCAGGUGAAAAACACUGGCAAGAUGUAUGCCUGUAAGAAACUGGACAAGAAGCGGCUGAAGAAGAAAAAUGGUGAGAAAAUGGCUCUCUUGGAAAAGGAAAUCUUGGAGAGGGUCAGCAGCCCUUUCAUUGUCUCUCUGGCCUAUGCCUUUGAGAGCAAGUCCCAUCUCUGCCUGGUUAUGAGCCUGAUGAAUGGGGGAGACCUCAAGUUCCACAUUUACAGCGUGGCCGAGCGGGGCCUGGACAUGAGCAGGGUGGUCUUCUACUCGGCCCAGAUGACCUGCGGCGUGUUGCGCCUCCACUCCCUCAGCAUCGUCUACCGGGACCUGAAGCCCUAGAAUGUGCUUCUGGACCACCUUGGCAACUGCAGACUGUCCGACCUGGGGCUGGCUGUGGAGACAGGAUGCAAGCCCAUCACCCAGAGGGCUGGAACCAAUGGUUAUAUGGCUCCUGAAAUCCUAAUGGAAAAAGCGAGUUAUUCCUAUCCUAUGGACUGGUUUGCAAUGGGAUGCAGUAUUUAUGAAAUGGUUGCUGGACGAACACCAUUCAAAGAUUACAAGGAAAAAGUCAGUAAAGAGGAUUUAAAGCAAAGAACACUGAAAGAGGAAGUCAGAUUCCAACACAAUAACUUCACAGAGGAAGCAAAAGACAUUUGCAGACUCUUCUUGGCUAAGACUCCAGAGCAACGCUUAGGAAGCAGAGAAAAGUCUGAUGAUCCCAGGAAACACCAUUUCUUCAAAACCAUCAACUUUCCUCGCCUGGAAGCUGGCCUAGUUGAGCCUCCAUUUGUGCCAGACCCAUCAGUGGUUUAUGCCAAAGAUAUCGACGAAAUUGAAGAUUUCUCUGAGGUUCGAGGAGUCGAAUUUGAGGAUAAAGGUACGCAGUUCUUCCAAAGAUUUGCAACAGGUGCUGUCCCUAUAGCUUGGCAGGAAGAGAUUAUAGAAACGGGACUGUUUGCCGAAUUGAAUGACCCCAACAGGCCCGCAGGUUGCGGGGAGGGUAAUUCGUCUAAGUCUGGUAUAUGUUUGCUAUUAUAA
Messenger RNA from Physeter macrocephalus (sperm whale), 1653 nucleotides. It is a transcript of the gene GRK7, whose product is annotated as G protein-coupled receptor kinase 7. Gene Ontology annotation, biological process: protein phosphorylation; signal transduction; regulation of signal transduction. Gene Ontology annotation, cellular component: cytoplasm. Gene Ontology annotation, molecular function: ATP binding; rhodopsin kinase activity. Lineage: Eukaryota; Metazoa; Chordata; Mammalia; Artiodactyla; Physeteridae. The record is from RefSeq and is a predicted model, not a curated record.